Messenger RNA from Cricetulus griseus (Chinese hamster), 1002 nucleotides. The record is from RefSeq and is a predicted model, not a curated record. Lineage: Eukaryota; Metazoa; Chordata; Mammalia; Rodentia; Cricetidae.
AUGGCUCCUGGAAGUGUUUCCAGUGUUUCCUCCUCCUCUUCUCCCUCCAGGGACACAUCACCCUCUGGAGUCUCUGAGCUCCCUAGGACUGACAAACAAGGUCUACAUCCCAGCAGAGUCCAAUUAGGCCAACGGAACCCAACGAUGCUCCGAAUGGUGCUGGAGGCUCUGCAGGCCAGGGAGAAGCGCCAGGGCACAUCAGUUGUAGCCAUCAAGGUCUAUAUCCAACAUAAGUACCCAACAGUGGAUACCAGCCGCUUCAAGUACCUGUUGAAGCAGGCCCUGGACACUGGCAUGCGUCGAGGCCUCCUUACCAGGCCUGCCAACUCCAAGGCCAAAGGAGCCACUGGCAGUUUCAAACUAGUUCCCAGGCCUAAGAAAAAGAGAACCUGUACCUCGAUAGCCCGAAGGAGAGCCACAGAUGCCAAGGAGACAGGCCCCAAGAAACCUAGGGAGCCGAAGACAGACCACACCAGCAAGGCCAAGGUGGAGAAGGUGGCUGUAAAACCAAGGCCGAGGAGGAAGGCUUGUCCCUGCCCAGCAGCCACCUUGGAGAAGGCACCUAAGAAAGCCAGCAAGGCAAAACUGGGAGAGGUCACAAAGGACCCCCUAAAACCAGACAAAGCCACACUGCCCCCACCUACUGCCAACAAGAUAGGCCAGAAUGUCAAACACAGUGGGAACAGGCAUGAGUCAGAGGCUCAUGGGAAAACCAAAGAUGUGUGGGAGAAAUCAGAGCCCUCGGUCUGCAAGGUCCCGAAGAGUGCUGCUUCCCUCACCAAAAGGAAGAUGACAGCCAUGGCCCACACUAAGACAGUUGUUCAGGGGGCUAGGAUGGUACAUAAGACCAAAGCACCUGUCCCUCCCCAGGACAUGGGACACAAAGCACAACCCACAUCCAGGGUCAGGAAAACAAAGAGCCCUGAGGACCCCAAAAGGCCUGGGUUACCCCCCAAGAUCUCAUCCAAGGCUCCCAGCAAGAAGGCUGAGCCUGGUAACUAG